This is a messenger RNA of Platichthys flesus (European flounder), 3970 nucleotides long. RefSeq names its product receptor accessory protein 3b (gene reep3b). The record is from RefSeq and is a predicted model, not a curated record. Gene Ontology annotation, molecular function: microtubule binding. Bases 297 to 1082 code for a protein of 261 amino acids. Gene Ontology annotation, cellular component: endoplasmic reticulum tubular network; endoplasmic reticulum membrane; cytoplasmic microtubule. NCBI's taxonomy places the organism in Eukaryota, Metazoa, Chordata, Actinopteri, Pleuronectiformes, Pleuronectidae. Gene Ontology annotation, biological process: endoplasmic reticulum tubular network organization. The transcript is spliced from 8 exons.
GCUCUGUGCCAAAAGCUGGAGAGCGAGACAGUGAGGGAAGGAGGAAACCCUGAGGAGUCAAUGACUGCUUCUAAACAACGGGAAUCAUAUAGGAAAUAUUGCUUCUCUUAGCUGUGGGUACCAGGUCACAACAGUGAGAAAUGCGGGUGGGCUGGUGUCCGGUGAGAUAACCAUCUCGUCUCAGGCUCGCUCAUCGAAGUUUGGGCAGAAGAAGUUCACAGCGACACGGCCAUUACCGCUGUCACCGGGACGCUUUUCUUCCGUUGACACAGCCCGAAGAUACAGAGACAGAAAACAUGGUGUCCUGGAUCAUUUCGAGAAGCGUUGUACUGCUGUUCGGGACCCUGUAUCCUGCAUAUUACUCUUACAAAGCUGUCAAGACCAAAAAUGUCAAGGAAUAUGUGCGAUGGAUGAUGUACUGGAUUGUUUUUGCCCUCUACACUGUGGUGGAAACCAUCACUGACCAAACUGUAGCAUGGUUUCCUCUGUACUAUGAGCUGAAGAUAGCCUUUGUGAUAUGGCUACUGUCCCCCUACACCAGAGGAGCCAGUCUCAUUUACAGAAAGUGUCUGCACCCACUGCUGUCCUCCAGAGAGAGGGAAAUAGAUGAGUACAUUGUACAGGCCAAAGAGAGAAGCUAUGAAACCAUGGUGAACUUUGGCAAGCAGGGACUGAGCAUCGCAGCCACCGCCGCCGUCAGUGCAGCUGUCAAGGGUCAGGGAGCCAUCACAGAGAAGCUGCGUAGCUUGAGUAUGCAUGACCUCACACAGAUAAGCCAGCAGGACGACAGAGGAAACCAGCUGUACCAGUACAGCUCCCACUCUGCAAACCCCGCCAUCAGGAGAUCUCAGAGCACCGAUGCUGCUGACGGACCAGAAUACUUUUAUGACCAGGAGGAGAGGUCGGAUGAGGAGACUGAGCCAACCUUCUCUGAAGAUGAGGCUCUUACUCAGAAAGGCCUGAGACGAUCGCAGAGUGUCAAGAUCACACGGUCCAGAGUCCGUAAAGAUGCUCGUUAUGGAUCCCUGAGGAUUAAAGGCAAGAAGAGACCAGCACUGAGCUCUGUUAAUUAUGGCACGUAAAACGACUACUGCUGAGACACCCAGCAGACAGCAGACGGCCUGCUGAUUGGUGGAUGGUUUUGUCAGUCUGUAUUCCAGCUCUUGUCAGUCUGAACUCCCUCGUCUCUCUGAUCGUGAGCUUUGUGCUGACAUAUUUAUCUCCUAACUCAUCUUAAACCAGAGACUCUCAGAGAAUUUUGUCUUUGGGAUGAUUACAGACAUGCAAACUUUGCAUGGAUGUUUUGUUUGUUUUAUCUGUUUUCUUUACUGUUGUAGUGUUUAGGUGUGAUGUUAUAUAUCUGUGGUCUUUAGAUUUUAGAUUAAUUUGUAAGUCAUUUUUUUAUUUGUGGUACCACUUUCUAAUAAGACAUCCUCUAUGUGCAGUUGAUGUAAAACAAAUGCUUUAUUAAUUGCACAGGUAUGAGCUUCUAAUAUAAGCAAGGUUUUGGGUUGCCAGGUUUGGCUGUGGUUUGUGAACUUGCUGUGUUUGUGUCUGUCUCCAAGUAGACUGUCCUCUCGUCUUCUGGAUCAGAUAUUUUAAUUAUAAUAAAAAAAGUUUUAAGAUAAUAGCUACAGACUCUGUGGCUUCAUAAAAGUCGGAGCCAGGACACUUUUAAUGGUGAUGUAGUGAACAUAUUAGUGACGUUAGCAUUCAUCUCUAGUUCGUUUUCAUUUCUUUCGGAAAUGCCAACUUUGGCAUCUGUUAUCAGAGAACCAGCUGUCAGUGAGGAAAGUGAAUAAUAAUCAUUACAACAAUCCAAAGAUAUUUUUUACAACCUGUCAACCCAAAAGUUUUUAUUUCUAGCUUAUAAAUGCUCAACAAAGCAUUAUUAAAGGAUUUUAUUACCCAUUAGGUAAAGUGAAGCCUUUAACCUUUUGAAAACAUGGCAUCCGUUUUGCUUCUGCUGCCUUUCAGGUAUUUUAUCGAUGAGGGACUUGUUUAAAGGACACUCUAACACUUUUUCCAGUUUGAGUCAGUUAACUGCUCUGUGGCUUAGGAUACUAAUGAAUGCUUUUUUUUUUUUGACAUGGGUGGACUCAAUCAGGCUCAGACACUUGCAUCAUUCCCUGAUACAGUGGUAACAGUAUGAGAGCCCAUGUCCCAGAGGGACACCAUCCGGUCUGAACUCUUGGACUUUGGGAGAAGAGGGAAAAAACACGUUGAUAAACACAGGGAUGAACUCCCACUCCUUUUUAAUGAUGAUUUCUUAUUUUCCUGCUUUUACUCAUGUAUUUUCAUAUGAACACAUCCCUAGUUGUAAAUGUCUACCUGUAUAUCUUAGUAACAGAGAAGAUUAGCCUUUUGAAAGUUAUUUUUGUGUUGUUUUGCACAUAUACCUCCUCCCAAAUAUUUUAUAUCAUUGCUGUUGUUGCUUGUCAUCUCAUUUUAUAAUGUACUAUGCUGUGUGAGGAUGCAGCACAGAGUGAGCUUAAAAUUCUUGCUGAUGGACACUAAUACUUGCAGAGUGUUGUGUUGUAUUGUAAGGUGUGAUUUGUUUUUGUUCUCUUGUACUGAAGUUAGAGAUACACUCCUGACAAACUGCAGAAGGUUCCUUUAACAGUGACUGUGGUGUAGAGUCAGUUUUUACUGUUUCUCUGGCAGAAACAUUGUCCCUCUAAUCAGUCGAUGUGCUUCUGACGCAACACUACAAGUGAUUUGUGUGUGUUCUUGGAAACAUGGGAGCCGAUACAGCUGGGUGACGAAUUAAAGGAGAAACAUGAAUCCAGUGCUGACAGUGAGUAUCUGGAAAGUCUAAUAAAGAGGCCUGGAUUUUGUCCUCAUCUCUUGCUUUGAAAUCACUCUAAGAAGGGAUUUCCUCAUGGCCAGUUUUUAAAAGAGAAGAGGUUAUCAGCCCAUUUUAACUACAUAUUUUCAGCAGGGCUCGGACGCUUUAAUAUUAAGAUCUUGUGAGAGUUAAAUUAUGAAUGUUUGUGCAAAUUCAAGCAAGCACAGUAAAUCAUUUAAUAUAGUUUGUGAGAAGCAGUGUGGAGGGCUUUUAGAUUCUGGAUUCUUGAUAAUGGCCAAAACUGCUACAGCUGUUUGUUUUUUUACUGUUAAAGACUGUAGACUCGCCUGCUGCUGCCGCUCCAACGCAGCAGACCAGAAACACUUGUGCAAAGGGCUCAUAUAAAGGCCAUUUACCGAUUAAUGAUCACAUUGUUUUAAAAUGUUGGUUCGAGCUCUUUCCAACUCGAACUUUUUUCAAAGUGAAAGCCCUAGAUUUAAGAUGGAUGCAAACCUAGUCACAAGCACAAAUGAAAUGUCAUGCCUGUGUGGGAGGACCUGUGAAGACAUGAACAGAGCCUGUGUCUGUUCUUCCCUCUAGUAGAAUUCAACUCACUUGGAUCCAUCUCUGACAAGGAGCACUGGAGUGUUGUGGUGGGACAGCACCUUUCUCGAGCUGUUUUUACACCUGCAUGUCUGUGAAUGCUGCAAUCCACGUGACAGACAACUGUCCAGAAUGUCCAAACCAUGUGUGCCCAUUAGAGUGUGCCUGCCCAGACUUCCAGUGGAGUAUAUCAGGGUCUUCACCUGCUGUUGGAUUUUCCUCUUGUCAUUCAUCUCUGAGGAAGCCUGUGAACAUCUCCUUCCUAUGAGUGACUGUUUAAUGCCCUGACAAAUUGACUGUCUCCUACAUGUGACCUUGUAAGUGAUGUAAUAUAUUUACCAUAAGUCUAAUCCGGCUUUAUUGAAACCAAAGCUCUUUUUAUUUGGGUUCAAUAACACGCCAAACUUGUUCAUGUCCUAAUGUCCAAUUCUAACAACUGACUAAUGAUGCCAAAGCUUCAUGUAGUCACCCUGAGCUGUUGGGCUGGCCUGUUUGAGGUUAAACAUCCGGUGUGUGGCUUGCUGGAUUGUUAUUGCAUAAAAUAAACGCUGCCCCAUCACAGUGAGGGCAACAAAUAAA